Molecule: messenger RNA, 4101 nt
Organism: Dreissena polymorpha
Lineage: Eukaryota; Metazoa; Mollusca; Bivalvia; Myida; Dreissenidae
Product: aspartate aminotransferase, cytoplasmic-like
Exons: 9
Coding region: 77-1315 (412 amino acids)
Biological process (GO): L-aspartate biosynthetic process
Cellular component (GO): cytosol
Molecular function (GO): L-aspartate:2-oxoglutarate transaminase activity; pyridoxal phosphate binding
Source: RefSeq, a predicted model, not a curated record
AAGUGGUAUAAUAUAUGCCUUGACAACAUUGAACAUUGCCCUCACUGUGAAUUGAAAGGUGGAAUACAGCGACAAGAUGGCUUCGGUUUUCAGCGAUAUCGAAAUGGGGCCUCCAAUAGAGGUUUUUAAGAUGGUUGCAGAAUUUAAUGCGGAUCCACACCCAGAGAAAGUGAAUCUAAGUGUCGGCGCAUAUCGCGGUAACGAUGGAAAACCCUGGGUGCUGCCAGUCGUGCGCACAGUGGAGGCUCAGAUGGCGUCAGAUCAGACCUUGAACCAUGAGUACCUGCCAGUAGCUGGUCUACCGGACUUCAGAACAGGGGCGUGUAAGAUGAUUUUGGGAGAAGAAGAUCCUGCAAUUGUUCAAAACAGGGUGGCAGGCGUUCAAGCAUUGGGAGGAACAGGUGCCCUUAAAGUGGCUGCAGAUUUCCUGAGGCAGAACAUGAAGUAUGAAUAUGUCUAUGUAUCCACACCAACCUGGGAAAACCACAAGAGUCUGUUCACUAAAGCCGGGUUCAAAGUGAAGGAACACCGCUAUUGGAACGCCAAGACCUGCAGCGUCGACCUUGAAGGCAUGUUAGAGGAUCUACGGACUGCCCCACCAAAGUCUGUAGUGAUCCUGCACGCUGUGGCCCACAACCCGACAGGUACCGACCCCACUCAAGAGCAGUGGAAGCAGAUAGCAGACGUCUGUGAAGAGAAGAAACUCUUCGUUUUGAUGGACUGUGCAUACCAGGGCUACACCUCAGGCGACCUGGAUAAGGACGCCUGGUCAUGUCGGUACUUCUCACAGCGGGGCUUUGAGUUCUUUAUCGCCCAGUCCUUCAGCAAGAACUUUGGCCUUUACAACGAGCGUGUGGGUAACCUGUGCGUGGUGUGCAAGGACUCUGAUUCCAAGUCGAAGGUUCUGUCCCAGAUGGAGCUGAAUGUUAGAGUGGUCUGGUCAAACCCUUCCAACCAUGGUGCCAGGAUUGUUGCCACAGUACUCAACAACCCUCCACUCUAUGCUGAAUGGCGUGAGAGUAUCAAGACGAUGGCAAACCGUAUCCUGUUCAUGCGGGAGCAGCUUCACCAGAAGUUGAAGGCUAUCGGUUGCCCGGGAAACUGGGAUCAUAUCGUGCAACAGCAGGGCAUGUUUAGCUAUACAGGACUGAAUGAACAUCAAAGUGAGCAGAUGGUGAAGCGUUUCCAUAUCUACAUGUUGAAGUCAGGCCGUAUCAGCAUGGCCGGUCUCAACUCACAGAACUUGGACUACGUUGCCAAGGCGAUCAACACCGUGGUUACGGAGUCCAUGGGACAGGCACAAAGCAGGAUAUGAAGAAUGAGUGAAUAGGAAUGAAAUAAACUGUAAUCCAGCAAUUUACUGUGUUAACCCGAUUGAACUUGAUCACUGUACAUACAUUGAGCCUUUAUCUGGGAAAACUGGACUUAAUGCAUGUGCAUUAAGUGUUGUCCUAGAUUAGCAUGCGCAUUACUGCGCAUUACUGCACAGGCUAAUCAGGGAUUACACUUUCAGCCAAGACUUGAUUUUUGUUAAGAAGAGACUUCCUUUUAAUAAAAAAUACCAUAAAAAGCAAAAAGUAUUGUAUCUGAUAAGCCUGUGUGGACUACACAGACUAAUCUUGGAAACACUUUAUUCCGAUGCAUUAACCAAAGUUUGACCAGAACAAGGCUAAACUAGUAAAAUAAUACGUUUAAUCAUUCCCCUGCUUUGAUUUUAUCAACAUGCACACUUUCUGCUGGCUCCUUAUGUUUGAUGUUUUUGAAUACUUCAAUUCAGUUAACUGGGGCAAUUGUGUGACUUAUUUUUAGCUCGGCGUUUUCGGAGAAAACGCGAGGUAUUGUCAUAGCCAGCUCGUCGACGUCCGCCGUCCGCGUCGUGCUAAAACCUUAACAUUGGCUCUAAAAUCAAAGCGCUUCCACCUACAACUUUGAAACUUCAUAUGUAGAUGCACCUUGAUGAGUUCUACACGCCAAACCCAUUUUGGGGUCACAAGGUCAAAGGUCAAGGUCACUGUGACCUCUCAAAAAAAUAAAAAUAAGUUCUGACAAGCUUUCAUUUAUUCAAAACUGCACCCGUAGCCGAGCGUGGCACCCGUUAUGCGGUGCUCUUGUUUUAUUUUUAAUUCUGUUAGGAAGUGGUGAAUAAAUAAUGUGUUUACCUGUGUGUAGUUUUUUGGUAUGUACAUAACAUAAACACAAGUAACAAUAAUGUUAAUUUUCUAUUUUUGGUUCCUUCGAAAUAGUUUGUCUGUUUUGUAAUGUUUAGUUGAAUCUAUUCAGUUUUAAAGUCAUAGUUGCUUCCAUACUUGUGUACUUGUAUAGUUCUGUUAUACCUCUUACAUCUGGUAAUGUCUCUCUAAUUAUUUUUAAAAGGCAUCAAUUAUAAUACUUAUGUAUUUUGCAUGUUUGAACUGCCUUUUUUCAAGUUAUGUGUUGUUUUAUUGAAGUAUAUUCCAUGAAAAUGCUAUUUAAAAGCGCAAAAAUGUCUGUUGAACUACUGGGUAUGUUAAGCAUUUAUCUUUUAGAUACCAAUUAUGUUAUUUUAAUUUAUUCAAGUCAUUAUUUAGGGUUGUAUGGCAGUUCAGUAUUACAGAUUUAUUGUAACUAGUCUUUUUAAUCAAAGUAUCCUGUAGUCUGUAUACACUUACCAAAUGUAUAAUUUCUCACAGUUUCGUUUUAAGUCACUAUUGUUAAAUGAAAACAUUGUGGUGUUAACAUUAGACAAAUUGAGCCGCGUUCUGAGAAAAUUGGGCAUAAUGCUUGUUCGUAAAGUGUCAUCCCAGAUUAGCCUGUGCAGUUCGCACAGGCUAAUCAGUGACGACACUUUCCGCUUUUAGGGUAUUUUUAGUUUCAAGGAAGUCCCUCCUUACCAAAAAUCAAGUUUAGGGGGAAAGUGUCGUCCCUGAUUAGCCUGUGCGGACUUCACAGGCUAAUCUGCGAUGACACUUUCCGCACAAGCAUUAUGCCUAGUUUUCUCAGAACGCGACUCAAUUAAUGCUUCCCUAUUGUGGUUUUAUUAAACAUCCCCAAUUUGCUGUGAACUGGAAUUUAAUGAGGCCUUGAAGGGUUGUUUAGUAUUUGUUAAGUAUUUGUUGUUGUUUUUUCUACCUUUUUUAAAAGUACAAUUGCAAAUCAUGGUUUGAAACUCGAGGACUUUAUAUGCACUUGAUAGUUACUGUUUGUAUUAUUUCUAUAGCAAUUAAAAUGAGUCUGAAAUGUAUAUAGAUAGAAGCCAUUUUCCUUAAAAUCACAUUUAUUGUAUGUGUUUUGCUGUAAGAUUCCUAUAAGUAAUUUACAAUCAGGUUUUUUAAAUAUUCAAUCUUUAAAUCUUUUUUUAACAAGUUUCCACUGGCUGUGCCUGUUUAUAUUAUGUGCGUUAUAUUUUAGGAAUCAUGUUUACCGUGUGCUAUUCUGCUACAGCUUACUUCCAUUACAACAAUACAACCUUUUGUAGUGUAGUUACUUACCUAAUAUAGCUAGUUACCACAUGCCAAUUCAUUAAUAACAACAGCAUGUAUGUGAAUUACCAUAAUACUUUUGUAUGGGCGGUGCUCUGUGAAAAGGGGGUUUAAUGCAUGUGCGUAAAGUGUUGUCCCAGAUUAGCUUGUGCAGUCUGCACUGAAUAAUCAGGGACGACACAUUCCGCCUAAACUGGAAUUUGCUUGGAAGAGACUUUCUUGAAACGAAAAUUAUGAUUAAAGUGGAAAGUGUCGUCCCUAAUUAGCCUGUGUGGACUGCACUGGCUAAUCUAGGACAACACUUUGCGCAUCAAACCCCCUUUUCACAGAGCACGGCUCAUAUAUGAUCUGUUGUUUUUGUUCUUUUCAUUUAAUGAAACCUCUAACAAAUGAAAUUCUACAGGUUUGUUGUGAGCUUAUAUGACGUAGAUUCUGCCCUAGUCUUUGGUGGAUUAUUUAAUAAAUGUGUAGAUUAUUUCUACUCCUCGUCAUGUAUUAAACAGCGAUGUAUGACUAGUUUUAUAUAGUAGUAUUAUUUGAAUAUCGUGUAGUCAGCGAUUGUUGUCGGCUGUGGUAUAUUGUAGUUAUAAUUGUUUUGGUUUAACGAGAAUAAACUAUGCAUUUUGAUAUGCAAGAGAAGUAA